Messenger RNA from Penaeus vannamei (Pacific white shrimp), 740 nucleotides. The record is from RefSeq and is a predicted model, not a curated record. NCBI's taxonomy places the organism in Eukaryota, Metazoa, Arthropoda, Malacostraca, Decapoda, Penaeidae.
CACAACGGAAAGAACACUCGUUGAGAGAAAGCAAGCUGUAGCUUUAUCUACAUUUCCACGAGUCUUACUCUACUUUAUUGAAGCGAUAAACGAUAGAGAAAUAUGGAGAACAAAAAUACUAGUGCUGAACAGAAACUAGAAGCUCCCAAAUGCAAAGAGGAUUCACUUCUCCCCAUUGCUGAGAAGGGACUUUUCUUCCACGAUUCCUUCUUCGAGGAUAUUCGGAAGCACUUUGAGACAGCCAUCGACCAAAUCCUGGACACUUGGGGAGAAACCAAGUCCGUGAGUGAUCUGAUGAGUAGCUACAGACGUGUAAGAGAUCGCAAUCUCCAACAGGAGAACCAUGUCAUGGCCUUCAGCGAAGACGACCACAAUCAUAAGGUUGUACUAGAUGUUCACGACUUCAAGAGUGGAGACGUUAAGGUCAGAGUGGAAGAUAAUCAGGUGGUGGUGGAAGGUCGAGUGGAAAAGGAAGAGGGCGACUUCAAGUCCAUGAAAAGCUUCUGUCGACGUUUCAACUUCCCAGGCAAAGUGGACAUGGAGGCCGUGACUUCCGCAAUGUCUUCCGAUGGCGUGUUGACUGUCACGGCUCCGAAGAUUCCACAGGCAGCAUAAGAAAACAUAUAUCAUUAACUCUGAUCGUAACAUAAUUUUUAAGACAAUGUAUGUUUAAGUAACUUAUUAUUUAGGAUAAUGUUAAAAGGAAUGAGACAUUUUUAAAAAUAAAUUAUAUUUGUUUA